CUUCCGGGUCCCAAUCCGUCACACCACGUAAACAAAGCUGAUGCUGCAGCGCAUCGCUGGCCGUAUCGCGAUUGGAGUCCAACAUAGUGCCGUGCAGUGCAGUGCCAGUACGUGACAUCUUCUAUCAAGACUCUGUUCAGAUCUAUUUAUCAUAACUUUGCAGACGACACCUUUUCGGCAUCCAUUAAAGGCAUGAUGAAUUAACACGGAUUAUUACAGUAGGUUAGCAUUGACUAAUCUCUGAGAUGUUACCAUGGAGACCAAUAUAAAGAUCCUCCUCGCCGUCUGCAUGCUCAUCGUCUUCGUGGUGACUCUGCUGGGUGCUCUACUACCUCUCAAAGUCUUCGGGCGACGAGCCAACCAGUCCCAGGCUCAGACGGAACGCUCGGACAAGAUCCGCAGCUUCUGCAACUGUUUAGCAGGCGGUGUCUUCUUGGCUACGUGUUUCCUUGGCCUCAUUCCAUCAGCCAGGAACAAAUUUGAUGAAGUCUUCGCAGCGAGCAACUAUGUGACGGAUUAUCCCGUGUGCGAGGCUGUAGUAAUAGCGGGAUUUUUUCUUAUAUUAGCGCUGGAACAAGCCGUCACAGCAGCACAUACUCGCAAAGCUGCACAGACUGUGGAAUAUGUGCAAUUACAACAAUUGGAAAAUGAAACAGACACUCAUCUAACUAUAGAAGAGGACGAGGAUGACGUUAUAUUUGCCUCGCCAUCGCAGGCUCGUGUCAAGAGUAAUUCUCUUCCUAAUGGAAAAUCCAAAAAUAGGGCAGUGAACCACAGUCACUUGCCAGACACUUCAAAAAAUGGCCACUCACACGGACACAGUCAUUAUGGUAAUAUUGGAGGCACAAAGUUUCUACAUUCCAUUAUUCUUCUCCUUGCCCUGUCUGUUCAUUCCGUCUUUGAAGGGAUGGCCCUAGGCUUGCAGGAAGACAUCAAACAAAUCAUCUAUCUCCUAGUUGCCAUGGUAGCGCAUGAAAGUCUUGCAGCAUUCGCGUUAGGAGCUAGCCUUUUAAAGAGUGAGGUACAGCUAUCGGCAUACAUCGUCUAUGGUGUCAUUUUUUCAAGUAUGAUUCCACUAGGUGCUGCUAUUGGGGUGGGGAUUCAGUCAAAUCAUAGUUUUGGUGCUGAUGUGUGCUCAGCAGUCAUGCAGGCCGUUGCUGCAGGUAUUUUCAUCUUUGUGACGUUCUUUGAGAUCCUGAAUCAUGAAUUUGAAAGUGGAAAAUACAGAGGACAGAAGCUUCUCUUUACUGCCAUAGGUUAUGCUGCUCUUGCUUUGCUGCAAAUCGUUGGAUAAGAAAAGCGGUAUUGUUGGAUCAGCAGCGUAAAUGGUUGGAUUUAAAAGUAAAUCGUUGGAUAGCAAAGGAAAUCUUUGAAUAACUAAAGCAAUAACCAAGAAUGAUAUCAAGGUGACUUUCGCAUUUUAAAGAACUAAAAUAAAAUGUAAUCCCCAAAAAUCAUAUGGGCACUGAUGGUCAAUUAAUUUAUUGUGUUUGAUUCAGGGGUUUAAUUCAAUAGCGUUCCCUGCUAUCCCUUAAAUCAGGGAAAACCUUGAAAAUUUGUUUGUUUGUUCGUUUUGUUUGUUUGUUUUUUUUCAGUCAGGGAAUUCAAGAAUGAUUACUGAAAUAGGGGGAAAAUGAAGUAAUGUCAUAUGUUUUAUUGUGUAUCCAAAGAGCAUAUAUCCAAUUUAUAAUCCUCAUGAUCACAGACUGUAUUACAGUAUCCAUGGUUUUGUAGUGUGUAAGGGCCUCCUUUUAAAGAUCCCUGAAUUGUUUAACUUUAUGGUGUUGGGAAAACAAAUAAAGGAUUUUGUUUUCAUGAAAUUCAGUUUAUUCCAAUUCGAAAGGGUUUAUUUCAAAUGAAACUUUCAUCGCGGCAUUUAGCCGAAUUACACAAGUUUACAAACAAAAUAAAUACUGUAACCCAUCAUAUAUAACAAAGCAUUACAUUACAGUAUAUAUUGAAUCUGAAAAAUAAGUUGGUAUAAAUACGAGAAAUAUACUGUAGCUUAUUGCAACUUAUGGGAACACAAAUUAGAAAGAAAUCAGAAUUUGAUAGCAUAAAGUAACGUACAGUAGUUCUCCUGAAAUCAUAUGAAGGAAUAAGGACUGAAGUACAUUGUACAUGUAAGCAAUGAACAGAAAACAGCUAGAGCAAGUGUAUGUUGUGGAAAAUAUCAAGAGUAAAACUGAAAAGUGAUGAGGAUCGUUUGCAAA
This is a messenger RNA of Strongylocentrotus purpuratus (purple sea urchin), 2213 nucleotides long. It is a transcript of the gene slc39a3, whose product is annotated as zinc transporter ZIP3. NCBI's taxonomy places the organism in Eukaryota, Metazoa, Echinodermata, Echinoidea, Camarodonta, Strongylocentrotidae. Gene Ontology annotation, molecular function: zinc ion transmembrane transporter activity. The coding region runs from base 254 to 1294 and encodes 346 amino acids. The record is from RefSeq and is a predicted model, not a curated record. The transcript has 2 exons. Gene Ontology annotation, biological process: zinc ion transmembrane transport. Gene Ontology annotation, cellular component: plasma membrane.